Messenger RNA from Schistosoma intercalatum, 1942 nucleotides. The record is from the annotation of a GenBank genome assembly. NCBI's taxonomy places the organism in Eukaryota, Metazoa, Platyhelminthes, Trematoda, Strigeidida, Schistosomatidae.
AUGUGUAAAUGUUUCACUAGUUGCUUCUUCUUCUUCUUCUUACUGGAUUAUUUCGGUAUUGAAUAUGAUCAGAAAGUCGAAGUGAUUAAACGUGAAGAAAAUAAACGUAAAGCAUCAUUAUCAACAUCAAAAAAUAUUAUUGAUGAACAAUAUUUUGGUGUACAUGAUGAUGAUGUCAAGUUACAUGCUAGAGAGAGUGUUAAAUCUAAGAAGAAUUCAUCUGAAAUAACAGUACUUCAUUCAAAGACAUCUCAUUUAGAUGAUUUAUGUGAGAUCGACUCACAAUAUUUUGGCUCCACAGGAUCUAAUACAAAUCCAAUAGAAAAUGUCAGCUCAGUAGUUAACAAUACUACUAAUCCAUUGAUAAUUUCACAGCCUAAAAUUAGGACUGGUAAAAAGCAUAUUCCUCAUCCUGCUACUACUAUUACUAAUACUAAUACACAUACUGAUAUUACUUUGAAAAGUAAUGCAAAUCUAAGAAAACAGGAAAAAUUGGUCCCUGGGACCAAGACUGUUCGGGUUGAUAAUAAUGUACGCCGAAAUAAUAAUGAUUCAUUGAGACUUAACAAAAAUGAUAAUGAUAGUCGUUACGAUGAUGAUGUUGAAUAUGGAUCAGAUGCAGUUAGAAUUAUCCGACAAAGAACCAAGUUAAAUCUAUACACUGGUACUACCUUAGAUAUACCAUCAAAUAAAUCGACAGCGUCGGUCCCAGAAAAAUUGGAUAGUCAAGGAUAUCGUGUCCCGGAUGAAGAUCCAUAUAAAUUUGAUUUAUUAACUGAAGAAGAAGCUGCAACGGUAUUGUAUAAAUCAAUUAUAGAAAUAAGAGAAAAUGUGAUCACUUUGAAUAAACCAUAUGGAAUAGCAUCUCAACCUGGAGCUGAUUGUAAACAUAAUAUUGUUGAUUUAUUACCGCGUAUUGAAUCAAUGAUAAGAAAACGAAGUCAUCAUGGCAAUCAUGGGAAAGGUGAAGAAAAAUGCAUUGGUGAACUGUCAACUGUUCAUCGAUUAGACAAAGAUUCCAGUGGAAUUAUAUUAAUAGCUAGAAAUAAAGAUUCUGCAUUAAAACUUCAAGAGGCAUUUGCAAGACGUUGGAUUAAAAAAGAUUAUUUAUGUAUUACUGUUGGUAUACCAAGAUCAGAUUAUGGUUAUAUACAAUUGCCAUUAGUUGAACGAAAUUUCAAUGGAAUUCGUAAAAUGUGUGCUCCUCAACUAAAUCGUCAUCUACAAGAAUUAACUUGUAAACAAACACAAUUAGAUAUAAAUAAUGAAGCGAAUGAAUAUGAUGUAACAGAUGCUUUCUCUGUACUAUAUGAUAAAAUGCAAACAAAUCAUAAUCAACCAACUACUUGGUAUCAUUUAAUGGAUAGACGAAAUGAUGCUGCAUUAAUGCUUUGUUCUACAUUGACUGGUAUAAAACAUCAAAUUCGAGCUCAUUUAGCAUUUGGUUUACAAACUCCUAUACUUGGUGAUCAUAAAUAUUCACAUGCUGAAUAUUUAGCACCUCAACGUUUACCAAAAUCUUUAUUAGAAGUAUUAAAUAUUAGACAAUCGAAAGUACGAUAUAUUAGUUUACAUUUACAUGCUUUAAGUUUACAUCUUCAUGUACCACCACCAUCAUCAUCAUCAUCAUCAUCACCAUCUUCUUCUUCUUCUUCCAGUAAUGAAGGAUUUUUUGAUUUUGUUCGAUCAUUUGAUAAUUCACAUAGUAACAAUAAGAUUACUAAUAAUAAAUUUAUAAAAAAUCCUUUUAAAUUCACUGCACCAUUACCGAAUCACUUUCGAGGUAAUUUAAAACGUAUUGGAUUAAAAUUACCGCAUUAUUUAAAGUAUUUACAUUGAUAGUUUGUUUCAUAUAAAUAAUGUAUAGUAUUACAUAGUAUUUUGGUAUAUGUAUUUAAUAAUUCAUUUACAUCUAUUAUAAAUACACCUAUAUACAAUUAAA